Messenger RNA from Sclerotinia trifoliorum, 4383 nucleotides. The record is from the annotation of a GenBank genome assembly. Lineage: Eukaryota; Fungi; Ascomycota; Leotiomycetes; Helotiales; Sclerotiniaceae.
CACAACCCACAGAACAUCCUCAACCCAUCUCGCUCAUUUUUGGGAUUCGAUAUUCGAUAAUACAUUUUAUAUACACAACCAUGGAGUGGUAACGGUAAAUUUGUCCAAAGAUGGAUGGUGAUUGGGAGGAAGUAAGUCCUACUUUUUUUUAUCAUAACAAAACGCCUUCCAAACCUCAAUCUCGCUAUAGCUUUCCAUGCUGGCUUUCAGCCUUGCCAUCGACCGCAUUAAAAUUCCACAGGAAUGAACUGGCUACGAUGGCCGAUGUUGCUUCACAUCAUGCUAAAAUUUUUAAGGUCAGUAGAUUCCAGCUGCCGCCUUCGGGUGUGCAUCCGGAUCUUACGCAAGCUCCCGCGAGAGCAUUCGAUUCUUCUCAAGAAUUGUUUUGGACGGGAGACGAACUGGGACGCGUCAGGAGCUGGUAUGGCGCCGAGGGAAUAAGAUAUACAUCCUACAAGGCUGGCCAAGAUCCAAUUCGUCAAUUCCUCUUUCAUGAUAAGGGGGUUAUAUCUGUAGGCGGAAGAAGCGUUCACAUGGCAUCAAGGAGGGGUCUAUACAUAUGGCAUAUCACGUACAAUCACUCCCAGGAAUCUGUGCAAAGCAGGGCUGAUCUCGCGGAUAUAGUCACGAAGACAUGAAAGACUUACGAUGUAUGAGUUACACUUCGAGAGGGACAUCAGAAAUACUUGUCGCAGGGCUCCAGGAUCAAAUGUUUGUUAUCGAUGUGGACAAGGGGAUUAUUACGAAACAGGUACAGUACUCCGCGAGUUCGCAGAAUAAUUUCUAAACCUUCAGGUACCCACGAGCGAGCACUUUAAGAUCAUGAAGAGAAGCCGGUAUAUUUGUGCGGCCACAGCGCAUGGAUCCGUCAGCAUACUAGAUUCUUUUAACUUUACUGUGGUCAAGACUUGGCAAGCUCACACAGCCCUCAUCAACGAUAUGGAUGCGCAAAGCGAGUAUCUACUUACUUGUGGCUAUUCAUUACCACAGCAAGGAUCAUACAGGCUUGAUACUUUUGUCAUGGUUCUUGACCUCAAGACAUUGACCACCCUACCUCCAAUUCCCUUUCCUCCCGGAGCAGCUUUUGUUAGAAUGCACCCGCGAAUGCUGACGACCACAUAUAUCGUUUCGCAACAGGGUCAAAUUCAUAUAGUUGACUUGAUCAAUCCGAAUUCAAGUAAUGUGAGGCAAGCAAAUGUUUUGACCACACUAAGAUCUUUAGAGAUCGCUUCUUCAGGGGACGCUAUUGCCUUGUCGGAUAUGGAAAAUAGCGUACACAUAUGGGGCUCACCGGCCAGAUUUCGAUUUUCCGAGUUCAGUAAUCCUAUCGAGGUUGCUGAUUCGGAUGAGAAACCUGUUCGUACAGACUGGUCCGAUGAUACGUGAGUAUGAAAUGUAAUCUCUUUAUGGUCUAGCUAAUAAGACUUCGGACAGUCCAUUAAAUACAGUUGGUAUGCCCUAUUAUCGAGAAAAUCUUUUAUCUGCUUGGCCGAGUCAUAUGAUUUUCGAAGUUGGUGCACCGUCUGUAAAGCUCGACUCGAAUUGGAUUUCAAAUCCAAAAGUUGCAGAUUGGUAUAUAUAUGGCCGCAACGCAAGGAAGGAUGUUAGAAGGAACCAGAUAGAGAAUACGAGAACGAUCGAAAAGGCGCAAGCGAGCAUACCAGCGCCCAAGUUUUUGAGUGAAAAGGCUAGAGAAGCCGUGAAUGAUGCGACGCCCGAACGUGGUAUGAACGAUAUCGCCGAUAGCAUAGGGAAUAAAGAGCUCCCUACUUUGCAAGCCGGUACUAAUGCUUUGUAUAUGAAUGUCGAGAUUAAGUAUAGUAAAUUUGGAGUUGAUGAUUUUGAUUUUGGGUAGGUUCGAGUCUUUCCAGCUCUUUUUAAGGAAUCUGCUAACAUUAGGCAGAUUUUAUAAUAAGACUCCAUACUCUGGGCUCGAGACUCAUAUUUCCAAUUCAUAUGCAAAUGCGUUGUUGCAGGUGAUGAGAUUCACGACCCUCAUCAGAAAUUUGGCAUUAAAACACACGGCGACAAGUUGUGUUAAUGAUAUGUGUUUGUUAUGUGAGAUGGGAUUCUUGUUUGAUAUGCUUGAGAAAGCAGCGGGGACCGUGUGUCAAGCAACAAACUUGCUGAAGACUUUCAGCCAUCAUCCAGAAGGUGAGUGAUCUCGUGGAGAAUGAUAUUUACACUUCUGACAUGUGAUAAGCUAAGCACUUGGGCUUAUUGGAGGAAGAUUCACGUGGAAUUCCACUAUCAAAUAUGCUUCAGUCAAUGAAUCGUUUUUUCCUCGAUAGAAUUCCAAAUGAAUUUAAAAGCGUCUUUGGUGGUUCAAAUAUGCUUGAACGUGUUAGUAUCCGACUUAUAAUGUUGCCAUUAAGACUUUUGCUAACAGUUCAGGUUUUUUCUACGCCUGCUACAAUGAUUAUAAAAUGUGUUUUUUGCAAGAGCGAGCACACACGACCAGGAGCAACGUCGUCUGUCGAUCUAACUUACCCGCAAACACCAGCUGCUGUAAGUAAAUUAUUGCAUUAUUUGAAUUAUACUAAGUAUAUCAGAAACUAUAUGGUCGAAAUGGCAAAACACCACCGAUGCCGAAAAGAUCAUUUUGCGAAAUUUUGAAAGCGAGUGUUGAGCGAGAAACGACAAACCGCGGUUGGUGUAUGAAUUGUAAAAAAUAUCAAUCAUUACAAACGAAAAAGACCAUCCAUACCUCACCACCAAUUCUUAUGCUCAAUGCAUGUAUCUCUACUCCUGAAUCAAAACAUUUUUGGGAAACACCUGGUUGUUUACCAGAAGAGAUAGGAAUUAUUAUUAGCCAAGGACAAAUAUUCUGUUAUCAAGGCGAGGAUUUAAGACUUCAUAUUCAACGUGGUGCUCAUAACAUUACUGUUUAUUCUUUAGUAGGUUUCGCUGCAGAUAUUGAUAUUGGGCAACAUGAGAAACCUCAUUUGGUAUCUUUAAUAAAUGGUGAAACUCAUCUCGUGUUUUCUUUUUUGACAUGUACUGAUGUAUCAUAGUUGCUCAUUCUGCGCCAAAUCCACCAUCAGAAAGUCAAUGGUUUCUAUUUAAUGAUUUCCUAGUAACUCCGAUGCCAAAAGAAGAUGCUCUAUCUUUUAACUCUAGUUGGAAACUUCCAUCCGUUAUCACUUAUCAGAUGAAAGAUCAAAAUAAUCGGGUUGACAAUUCUUGGAAGCAAAGUUUAGAUACUUCUAUAUUAUAUGCUGAUGAGAAGUUUGUUCCUCCUUUUUUCAAGAACCUUUAUAGUUACUAACCGUGUCUAUAGUACUCGUGUCAUUGAUAAAACCCAUAGGCCUCUCUCCCCCAAUCAUGAAACGCCGACUGAGGGAACUCUCAUAGCCAUUGACACUGAAUUCGUCUCUAUUCGUCAACCCGAAAUCGAAGUAAACUCCGAAGGCGAACGACAAACUAUUCGACCCAUCGCACAUGCUCUGGCCCGUGUCUCUGUUGUCCGAGGCUUUGGCGAAGACGAAGGGUUUCCAUUUAUUGAUGAUUAUAUCAAUUGUAAAGAUCCCAUUGUCGACUACUUGACAUCUUAUUCGGGUAUUAGCCCAGGUGAUCUUGAUCCACGUCAAUCAAAACAUAAUCUUGUUUCUCUUAAAACUGCUUACAAGAAACUCUGGAUUUUAUUAAACCUUGGAUGUAAAUUUGUGGGGCACGGGCUCAAGACAGAUUUUAGAGUCAUCAAUAUACAGAUACCGAAAUCGCAUGUUAUUGAUACAGCUGAUCUUUUUUUCAUCCCAGCUAAACAAAGAAAACUAGGAUUAGCGUUUCUAGCAUGGUAUCUUUUCAGAGAAGAUAUUCAAGUCGAAACGCAUGAUAGUAUUGAAGAUGCGAAAACAGCGCUGAGGUUGUGGAGGAAGUGGGAAGAAUGGACUACAGCAGAGAAACUUGGAGGAGCACUGGUGGAAGAUUUAUUGAUGGAAGUCUAUAAGCAAGGGCAGGCAUGCAAUUUUAGACCGCCAGGUUUUAAUGCUAGGAAGGAAAGGGAGAGGGAAAGAGAAAGGGAAAGAGAGGGGAGGGAUAUUAGUAGGGCUAAUACGCCGCCUGGGAAUGAGGAUGGUGGUGUAAGUUUAAAGGGACCGAGUACUCCUAUUCGUAAACCAUUGGGAGCACUACCGUUUGGCUCAGGAGGUAGUGGGAGUGCUAAUGGUAGUGGACUUUCAAGCUUUAAUGGAGGGGGAAGUGGGUGGACCCCUGGAAAAGGAAGUCCGUUACGAUGAUGAGGUGAGAGGAACCUAUUGUAGGUCAAGUGAUUUGGAUUGAAUACCAUGGAGAGAGAGUAAAAGAAGGAUGCGAGAGUGAACAUAAAGUCAUUGUAGUAAAUUGAUAGGAAAAUUGAAUGAAAAAAAUUUGAAUGAACUAAGA